This is a messenger RNA of Styela clava, 4042 nucleotides long. NCBI's taxonomy places the organism in Eukaryota, Metazoa, Chordata, Ascidiacea, Stolidobranchia, Styelidae. The record is from RefSeq and is a predicted model, not a curated record.
GAUUAUUAUUAGUUAAUUAGACCAUAUUUUUAACAGUAAGAAAAAAAAGUAAUUCCAGUUAGGACAAGAUUUCUUCUGAAUUUGAAAAAGGUAGAAAAAAUGAAAUUUACGUUAAAUACUCAAUUGGCUUUCAUAGGAAUAACCCGUUAGUUAAAAACACGUUAUCUUGCCCUUGAGCAAGACAAACUAGUACAAGCCAGCUUUUAAUCACUCGACCACUUAUAGCUAACUAUUUAAUUGGCUACAGACAUCCUUCUAAAUCGUUUUACAAGAAUUGCCGAGACUUAAUUACGGCAUUCUUACUUUAUUUAUUAUAAACGAUAUCCACGUAAAAGCUAAACCCUAAAGGCAUAACAGGCGUCUCGACUAUUGUAUAUAAACGGACAAUAAUUCUUUAAAUUAACUCACUGGUUUUGAUCUUGUAUCUAUAUUCUGCUCUGUGUCGUCAAUACAAGAAUUAUAAGGAUUGCUUUAAGAUAACAAGCAUCCUAUAAAUUUGGUGACCCCGACGUGAUGAAUGCAACCUUCUUGAGAGGAACAGAUCAACGGAGGAACACAACCAGCAACGACGACAAAUCAAUGCACGGAAUCUCAAAAAAUAGAGGAACACAAGAUAAGUUCACGUUAAUAUUAUAUCCUAUAAGUCGCAUAUACGGGUCCAUGCUAAUCUAAUAGAUCUCCUAUCUUUCAACAGUUAACGACAUUUUACGAUUAUCGACGAAAAAACAACUCUACGACAUCGACACGAGGAUCCGGAUCAGCGACUAUUGACGCGAAGAAGACGAAAUCGCCUAAGGAUAUUUCUACGGACAUUCUGUAUUUCAUUCAAUUUACUGCAUAUUAAUUUUGGUAUGUACUGCAAUUUUCUUUCCUCUUUCUUUUGUUAUAAUCCGUAUCUCCCAUGAGAGCUAGUGUCUUCCCAUUUGAUUUAUUUAAAAAGGCCAAAUCUAAUUUAGCUCCAACCGAUAAGAGUAGUAAAUUACCUAAGCCAGAAGACGUAUUAAAACCACCCUUAAUUAUUAAAUCUCAGUUGCCCGAUAAUAAUAAUAUGCAGUCAACUAAGCAGUCGCCUAAACCGUCGUCUAGUCAAAAUUAUGAUCUAUUCGAACCUCUACCUUCGUCGUCGUCAAAUAGGAAACCGUUAUCACAUUUUAGAUAUAAUGAUCGUGAUAAUAUUAAAAUCCCGCAAUUUUGGGUUCACUCUCCCCUUUUAUGGAUUCGAUGUGUUGAAUCUGCUUUUUCUAGAGCUGAUAUUACAUCAGAAACAAGAAUGUUUGAUGAAGUAUUAGCUGUUCUUGAUAGUUCAAUAAUUGAAAAAAUAGGGGCGGAUUUGCUAGACAUAAGCGCUACAAAUCCGUAUACGGAACUUAGAGAAGCCCUAGUAAAAAAUUAUGCACCGACGGAAGACCAAAUGAUUUCGUCAUUUCUUAACUCAGGGGAUUUAGGUGACCAAUUGCCGUCAGAUUUGCUAAAAAAAUUAAAAUUACUUAUAAAUCCAGAUCAUAGAGGGGACCCUUUUGCUCGUGCUUUACUGAAAAAAUUAUUUUUGGAAAAAUUGCCUAAGGCAAUGCAGUCAAUUCUAGUUGCGUCGGACGAUGAUAGUUUAGAAGAGUUAGCAGAGAAGGCCGAUAAGAUUUAUAGAAAUUCUAAUAAUUCACCUGAUUCAAGUUAUAUUAAAAGUCAGACCCAAAAUAAGUUGAUGGAAGCUAAAAUUAAUACAUUAACUGAUAGUGUUAAUGCCGUCAAAUUAAUAAAAUGUUAAACCAGGGAGUUGUAUCGCCCUCUAGUGGAGAGUGGUCAUCACCCAUCACAGUAGUCCUUAAGAAAAAUGGGGAUAUAAAUAACCCAGACCAUUAUAGGCUAUGCGGGGAUUUUAGAUUACUCAACCUACAGACAAAGAAGGAUACUUAUCCUAUACCCCAUAUUCAAUCUUUUACCAAUGAAGUUAGGGGGUGUACUGUUUUUUCAAAAAUUGACUUAAAAUCGGCUUAUUUUCAAAUUCCGUUACACCCGGAUAGUCGUGAAAAAUCUGCGAUUACUACGGGAUUUAACAAGGUUAAAUGGAACGUCAUGCCCUUCGGCCUUAGCAACAGUCAGGCUAGCUUCCAGCGGUUAUUAGAUGAUGUUACUAGGCAAUUAACUAAUGUAUUUGCAUAUGUUGAUGACAUUCUUGUAUAUAGUAAAACUGUAGACGAGCAUAAGCAACAUUUGCAUAAAUUAUUUGAAACUUUAAAUGAAUAUGGCCUAGUAAUUAACAGAGAAAAGAGUUCAUUUGGAGUUGAUAAGCUAAUCUUUUCGGGUUUUUUAGUUGAUAAGGAGGGUAUUAAACCAAUGGAAUCUAAAGUUAAAGCGUUAAGAGAAUUUCCCUUACCUCAGAAAAUACUUGGUCUACUGAUAAUGAAGUAAAAUACGAAUAUAAUUGGCCAACAACCACAACUGGGAAAAUUUUUAAUGCACAUUUGGCUCUUACAACAAUUUAUUAUGACCAUAUAAAAGGUAUUCUUUUAGGCCCAUUUUCAGGAUUAUCCACUUGCAGUAUUAAUUCCGGAUCUUGUACUGUAGGUACUCAAACAAUUAUUUGGAAAAAUUACCCAUUAAUAGAUUGUCCCCUUUUUUAAAAAUUUCAAUUCGAAAAUGGCAUUGCAUUAUAAUGCGUCGGGUGACAUUUACCGAUUAGACUUUCCGGAAUUGGGAGCCAGCAUCCACCAAUGGGGUUCAUGUGGCGCUUAUGUUCAAAGAUGUUUUAAUACAAAAACAUUUUGUACAAAUAAUGCACUUUUAUUUGAAACUCACAAAUGUUCUUCAUUGAAAGCUGCUGGUUUCAUCAAUUCUAAAUACCCAAAACUAAGGUAUAGUUCCGUAGUGGUAGAUUCUGUUUCUAGCACUCUGACUGGCUUUAUUCAGGAAAAUACUGACAGGGUAACCGAGGUAAUUGUUAAUAUAUCAUCAGACAUCAAUUACCUCGAGUGUCAACUGGAAAGUAUUCUAACCCGAAUAUACAAAACUCUAAGUAAACAAUAUCCAGGUCAAAUUUUAAAUGAAGUGUUAGGAGGCAAACAUGCUGCUAUAACGGUAGGGGAUAUCCUCACAGAAAUACACUGUGAGCAAAUAAACGUUACUAUAUUACGAUCACUAUACUAUAAUAAUACUUAUGCAACAAGGCCACUUGUAACGUUUCUCAACAAAAAUAAUGUUACCAUAGUUGCGCAGAUAUUUACAGAUACGAAUGUCUACGCAGGUAUACAUUUUUUUGAAAACUUCGUCUCCGGACGAACGUUUACUUUUGCAAUCAAUGGGCGAUACUAUACGUAUAUCAAUUACACGCUAACUCAUACAAAUGCCCACAUACAAUCUCUAAGGCCUUCUUUAACCAAAAUCAACGAAACCUUUGAACCAAUGGAAUAUCAAAAGAUAUUCCAAGAUAUGCCCCACGGAGGACACUCAGGCUUCGAAGAUCUCAAUAAUAUUCUAAUUUCGAUCAAUCACCUGAACUUGAUCAAAGAAAAGAUAUUAUUGGAUCACAAGUCGUCCUCCGAAACAAAUACAAACAACCAAUUUACUACAACUAAAAACAAAGUUGAAGACAACUUUGUAAACGCUUUAUCAUUUAUCAGUCAUCCAAUUUUGUCGGCUUUCUACAUGCUAGCAUGGCAUUUAGGAAUGUUUUGGGGUAUUGUAUUGAUCAUACUCGUCAUAAAGCGUAUGAUACCAAUGCUCAAAACCUCGUCAACGCCUGUAUAUAACAGAGCCAGACAAUUUUGGAUAAAUUUUAGAAACCCCGCUCAGGAACUUAAUCCUGUAGAACCUUUGCCAAACGUAAAUAGAACAAAUAGAGAAGACACUGAGACUGAUGUACCUAUACAUGCCCCCCAUACUUCCAAUAACCUACCCAAUCUAUACCCCAAUCUUCCUUCUUGAAAUUUUCACCUCUCUUGGUGACAUGUUUUUCUUAUUUACAUUGUAUUGUAUCACAUAUUUUGUUUGGUGAAUAUAUACUUGAAUAAAUAUUUCAAAAAAAAAAAUAUGAAAAAAAAAAAAAAAA